Orbicella faveolata is the source of this 3264-nucleotide messenger RNA. RefSeq names its product beta-1,3-galactosyltransferase 5-like. The record is from RefSeq and is a predicted model, not a curated record. Gene Ontology annotation, biological process: protein O-linked glycosylation. Gene Ontology annotation, molecular function: hexosyltransferase activity. NCBI's taxonomy places the organism in Eukaryota, Metazoa, Cnidaria, Anthozoa, Scleractinia, Merulinidae. Gene Ontology annotation, cellular component: Golgi membrane.
UUUCCCCGCCCCCCUCCCCCGACCGCCGGGGCCAGAUAACCAGUUUGAGGGCGCUAAUUAAUGACGUGUAAAAUUCCUAGUGAGACAACUUUGAGAGUUUCCACAACACAUAAAAUACGUGAAAGCAAUCUCAAUGAAAAGAACAAAAACCAAUUUACAAAACUAAAACAAACAAAAGGACUUUCGUCAUCAAAAACGCCAACGAAUUCGAACUGUAUUCCAGCUUACCACAAAGGCUAUUGUUCAAAAUACGGUUCACUGAUUGGACACAGUGGGUAACACAGGUGGCGUGCUGUUUACCCUUUUCACGAGGCGCGUGACACUUUGAGGCAAGCAAACAUUGGGAUUUCUGGUUCUUGUUUCGUAAAAAUCUUACUGUAAAAUUUGAGUUUGACGCCUGUGUACCUUGAACAUUCUUUCUUCGACAGCUGAUAAAUCAGGUCUUGGACCAACGCUGUGGAACAGCGAUUCUUCUGAUUGAUAUUAACGCUGUGCUGACAGGAAAUAAUUUUCCUGAAAAUGCACAAACGUGCGAGAAGACUUCGCAUGCAGGAGCUUGCACUUGGAAGAAGCACGUUGUAUCUUGCCAAAUAAGAAGUGUGGCAUACUACGUGUGGUAGAAGACUUUCAAUAUGCAUCGCAAGAUAAAAUACGGUAUAGUGCUAUUACAAUGGAAAAUGAUGUUUCUCACGAGAAGGGAACUUCAUCUCGUCGGAAUACUAGCAUCUGCUUUAAUAACUACAUUAAUUACUGGAGUGUUCGUCAAGUCUUCGCACUCUACCGCGCCUCCCAGAUUUCCCAGCGGCUAUAUUCCUCGCCACGAUUGUAAAUCUUGGAAAACAACUCCGCAGCACAAAACUACUUUGAUUACCAAGACUGCUUGUGAACGAGGCUAUUUCCUUCUUAUCCUGGUCUCGACUGCACCGGCAAAUUUGGAACGGAGAAACUUAAUUCGUCAAACUUGGGGUGCUGAUAAUAACCUGUCUGCCCCCCAGUGGAAGACAUACUUUCUGAUUGCUCAAACGGCGAAUCAAACGCAUUCGGAUUUGGUCAAAACAGAAACUAAGAACUACAGCGACAUAAUCCGCGGUUAUUAUUUUGAAGAUUACUGGAACCAGAGUUUGAAGAUACAGAUGGCUUUCGAAUGGGCAGCCAGAUAUUGUGAGUUUUCGUUCCUAUUGAAAACAGACGAUGACGUGCUAGUUAACACAAGAGAUUUGAUAGGAUUCUUGCAGAGAGGAUCAACUCCUAAACAAGGGCUUUUUAUGGGAAAACUGCACCACAAUCCUAUAGUACGUCGAGAAGGGAAAUGGAAUGUCAGUUAUCAAGAGUACAAUCACACACACUAUCCAGAUUUCUGUAGUGGUGCAGGCUUUGUUAUGUCGUACGAUGUUGUCGGGUGCCUGGUUCCUUUAUUUGAUGUGAUCAAGCGGUAUAGAAUGGACGAUGUCUACAUUGGAAUGCUAGCCAACGCGUCCGGUGUGAUAGCGGUGGAUCACAGCGGAUUCUAUAUGCCAAUUGAUGGCUACGAUGAUUGUAAUUUUGUGCCAAAGACUCUUGUUCAACAUCGAGCUACUGGACAAUGUUUGCUGAAACUGUUACGUAUGCACAAUAACGGUCUUUUUUAUUAUAGAAAUAUAGGGUAUUAUUUUUGAUGUUUUUUUUAUUUUUAUUUUACAAAAUACUAUCUGCUCCCGUUUUUCUUACACAUACAAUGCGUUUUUGAGUUUUAUCAUCAAUGCCCCCAGUCAUUAUCCUAUCAAGAGGUCUUGAUAGAUGAAUCUAAGAUGAAUUUUCUUUUCCUCCUUGUGGCUGUUGUACUUUUCCUUUCCUUAAAUGUGACACAAAAAAGGAAGGACAAAAUACAAGCACGAAUCAUAAUAGUGAUGGUCACAAUAUUUGGGCUAACAAAGUGUAAAAUGAAGUUAUUAUGUAGUACUAAGUAGUAAGAGGACAUAGUCCUUGCAAAUUGUUCUUGAAAGCUAUGGAAGUUUGAAUAUUCCUAGACUCGUCUGGUAUAGAAUUCCACAAUUUUGAUGCAGUUUAUCUCCAUGAUCAUAAGCCGUAAGUUGUUGAUUUCGGCAAUUUUGGAAGGUCCACUACAGUCAAUCUUUAGUCAAUCAAUACCUCUGCACGAGACUCCGGGGGAUAACUACAGAGUUUGUGGCGUUUAUUUCCCGGGGCCUCGUGCUCAGGUCUGUUGUUUUAGACUUUUAUACAUAAUUUUCGACUGAAUUUUAAUAUAUCGAAAUGGGGCUGUUUACACUUUUUUGAGUUCGACUGGCCCGCGGAUAGCUAGUGCUAGUCCAGGCCGGCCAGUCUAUCAAGAUCUAAUGACAAAAGUUUUUAUUGGUAAAAUGAUUACAAUCAAAAAUUAGGAAAAUUUAAAUAAAAUAGAAAGGUGGGAAAAGAAUAUGAAAAAAAGAAGUGAGGGGUUAUCAGAUAAGUUAGAAAAUAUAUAUGUAAAUUAUUAUUUUUUUUUUAAUUCUUUUUUAUUUACUUUUGAUAAUUUAAUCGUGUGUAGCUCAAUAAAGGAACCUUCCUCUUCGAGAACGCUUAGUAGUAUAUAUUUUUUGAUUCUGAGUUUGAAUGAAUUGUUUUGGUAGUUCUCUCAGAGAGCACAGUAUCUCAUUCCAUAGUUUACCACCACCUCUUGAAAAGGCGUUUUUUUGUUUUCAAGUUUUGAAAUCAGUACAUGUAACGUGCCUCUAUUAUAAGGUUAUAUUUUUAUGUGGAACGCCUCAAUGGUGUUAAAUUAAUCACGUGAACUGGCUUGUCCAGGUCACAUAUCUAAAAACAACGUACUUAUGCAAGCAGUCGCAAGCAGUCGGUGUUUAUUAACACAGUUGCUGUAAUUCUGAACUUACACGUCAAUUUAGGCAGUAAAAUGCACAAAGAAACAAUUCAACGAAAUGGAUCCUUUGUGACUUCACGAGAAACUGUCAGUCUCACUGAUCUUGUCAAAACAGAAUUGCUCUUAUCUGAAUUUUACAUCGCACUCUAUUUGAAACGCUUUGUCAUGUCUUGAAAUAACUUUUUUCUCGAGACCUUGAAGAUCAUUUCUCGUCAUUCUCAUUGAUCUCUUCAGAACAAACAACAGUUCACUUACAAUGUAAAACCAGCCGCCAUGUUUACUCUGUCAGAUUCUCAUUCUAGUAAUUUUAGUUUUGUUAUUCACCUCUGGAAAUUAUACUUAAGCAAUUAUUUACCCCGAGCUACUAUGAGUAAAAUUGAAAUAUCUUUUUUUAAAUAAAAUACUGGAAA